AUGAAGGUCGUCCCCGUCCCCGUCCGCGAUGACAACUACGCCUACCUCCUCAUCGACGACGCCACCAACAAAGCCGCCGCCGUCGACCCCUAUGACGUACCCAAGGUCGCUGCAGCGGCAGCUACUCAUGGAGUUGAGAUCGUAGCUGGCAUCACCACCCAUCACCAUUACGACCACAGUGGAGGGAACAAGGAAUUUUCCAAGAAGUACCCAAACGCACCCAUCUACGGCGGAAGUGACAAGAUUCCUGCAUUGACUAAGCUUGUCAAGGACAAGGACAUCUUCUCUAUAGGAGAAAACAUUCACGUCAAAUGCUUGGCGACUCCCUGCCAUACCCAAGACUCCAUUUGCUACUACGCCACCGAUACAGUCGAAAAGGACCGCCCCGGAGGCGCAUUCACAGGAGACACGCUGUUCAUUGCAGGUUGCGGUCGUUUCUUUGAGGGUGUCGGAUCAGAGAUGGUCGCUGCCUUGGAAUACCUGGGUUCUCUCCCAGACGACACGGUCGUUUACAAUGGUCAUGAGUACACUGCAGGCAGCCUUGCCUUUGGAAAGCAUGUCGAUCCUACAAACCCUGGACUUGCAAGGCUUGCCGACAUCGUGAAAGUGAACAAGAUCACGACUGGCCUCACUACCAUCGGUGACGAAAAGGAUUGGAAUGUUUUCAUGCGAUUGGGAAGUGAGCCCGUAAAGAAGGCAACUGGUGCCUCUGCUGACACUCUGAAGAGUGCCAUCAUGGAUUCGUUGCGAGAGCAAAAGAACAAUUUCCGGGGCACAAUCAGACCAAUGUUGUAA
Messenger RNA from Cyclocybe aegerita, 795 nucleotides. Lineage: Eukaryota; Fungi; Basidiomycota; Agaricomycetes; Agaricales; Hemipholiotaceae. The record is from the annotation of a GenBank genome assembly.